Homalodisca vitripennis (glassy-winged sharpshooter) is the source of this 4459-nucleotide messenger RNA. It is a transcript of the gene Vang, whose product is annotated as vang-like protein 2. Lineage: Eukaryota; Metazoa; Arthropoda; Insecta; Hemiptera; Cicadellidae. The transcript is spliced from 9 exons. Gene Ontology annotation, cellular component: plasma membrane. Bases 582 to 2279 code for a protein of 565 amino acids. Gene Ontology annotation, biological process: Wnt signaling pathway, planar cell polarity pathway; establishment of planar polarity; multicellular organism development. The record is from RefSeq and is a predicted model, not a curated record.
UGGUGGGCUGAAUUAAUUGUGAACACUGAACACACUACACAAUCAACUUGACAUUUCAGAAAUUUAUGGAAGGGAAUUGACGGGACUGGUGAGCACUAAAGAAUACUAAAGUUGAGGGGAGGGUGUUUUCAAUAUUUUAGUGUUUCGAAACUCAAAUAAUAGUGAUUAUUAUACAUUGAGUGAGUAUUUUCUUGAAUAGGUGAUGUGAAAUUAUUGGAAAUAGUGUAAAAUUCUGGUGAUUGUUGGAGGUAUAGCCGAAGACAUCUAUGGAUUUUGGGUUGAAUAGAAGAGUGGACCCAUUUAUGUUUAUCAACUUUUAAACGUUUAAACCAGAAGCCUUACGAUAUAAUAUUAAAAUUUAAAGUACAUUAUUAUAUUCCUGCUCAGGAUGAGCUAGUAAUUUUUAUUACUUAUACCAGGGAGGCACUUAGCUAAUUAAGAAUUUUGGUGGUUAUGUCUGCUUCUAAUUGUGUAUAUGUUAAAAUUGUCUUAUAACUAGCUCAUGGGUUUCAUUGUUUAAAACGCAUAUUUUAAUAGAAAACUCUUCUAAUGAAGGUGUGCAACACUAUUAGAAAAACUCCAUGUAUGAUCUUUUGGAAUGUUCAAUUAACCAAGCAAUGGAGACAGAAUCUGUAAAGUCUGCUUUGAGUGAACAAAGUUCAAGAUCUAAAAGGUCACGAUCACAUGGUCAUCGUUCUAGUCAUCGAAGCCAUUCCCAUAGAAGUAACAGAACUAGUAAAAGUCAACGAAAAGGUGAAAUCAUGGCUCCAUUUCAGACUGCGGUUACAUUAGCCGAUGAUAAUAGAGAUGGACAAGAAGUAAUUGAAGUUCAGAUCUUGCCACAGGAUGAAAAUUGGGGUGAAAAUACGACAGCAGUGACAGGCAACACAUCGGAGCAGUCGGGAUCGGUGGAAGACGUGAGUCUAUGGCCCACAGAUCCUGACACUGGGAUGGGCUUCCUCUGUCACCGUUACAUGGGCUCAGUGUUGACUGUCAUCCUGUCAGCUGUAGCAUUCGUCUCCCCUCUGGCUAUGGUCGUCCUGCCUAAAUUAGGGUUUUUCCCCGAGCUGGCGCCCAACAUGAGUGCACAUCAGCGGCAACAGCUACUGUCCUGUGGGGCUGAGUGCAAGGGACUCCUUGUGUCACUGGUGUUCAAGCUGGUCUUGCUGGCAGCUGGCACAUGGGGUGUGUUCCUGCGCAAGCCUCGCUCCACCAUGCCUCGCAUUUUUCUCUUCCGAGCUACUGUGCUUCUACUCGUUCUGGUCUGCAUAUUUUCCUACUGGCUUUUCUACAUUGUACAGAUAACUGAAGGUGUGAGAGCGUCAGUAACCGGAGAGGAUGUGUUGGAGUACAGGGCAUUGGUUGCCUACUCCUCCAACCUUACUGACACAUUGCUGUUUAUUCAUUACUUGGCAGUCGUACUGAUUGAAGUUAGACAUCUACAGCCUACGUAUUAUAUCAAGGUUGUAAGAAGCCCAGACGGGGAGAGCAGAGCGUACUGCAUCGGUCAGCUAAGUAUCCAACGAGCGGCUGUGUGGGUGUUGGAGCGCUACUACACAGAGUUCCCCAUCUAUAACCCGUAUCUGGAGCGCAUACCUGUCUCCAAGUCAUCUCGCAAGCAGUCGUCUAGCUUCAAGUUUUAUGAUGUUGAUGGAAUCAAUAACACAACAAUACCUCAAAGCCAGUCCCGGGCAGUGUUGACUGCUCAUGCUAGGAGGCGAGACUCCAGCCAUAAUGAGCGUUUUUAUGAAGAACAUGAUUAUGAAAGACGAGUUAAAAAAAGAAGAGCAAGACUCAUCACAGCAGCUGAAGAGGCUUUCACUCAUAUCAAGCGCCUUCAUCAUGAGCCAGUGCCUGCAAUUCCAAUGGACCCACAUGAAGCGGCGCAGGCUGUGUUCCCAUCUCUGGCACGAGCACUUCAAAAGUACCUGAGGGUGACUCGGCAGCAGCCCAGACAUACUGUGGAGUCUAUCCUCGCACAUCUUGCCUCUUGUCUGAGCCACGAUCUAUCGCCUCGCGCCUUCCUUGAGCCAUUCCUCAUCCCAGCUCCAGUUCUGCAGAAUGAAAAGGAACAGAAAAGUGUACAAUCAUGGUCACUGAUUUGUGACGAGCUGCUGUCACGGCCAUUGGGACCCAACACCAUAUUCCAGUUGCGACAGAACGACGUAUCACUGCUGUGUCAGGUGCGUGAGUUGCCACACUUCAAUCUCACGGAGGAGGUGGUGGACCCCAAAUCCAAUAAGUUUGUGUUGAGACUCAACUCUGAGACGUCGGUCUGACCCCACGCUCACUGUGGGGAUGUCCACAUUAACAUGCAGCCCCACUUCUACUAGCGCACUUCGUACUGUUAACGGGUUAUGGUAUUGAACAAGAACAAGGGUUUGUAUAUUUUAUCUGAAUGAUGAUAAGUGCUUCACUUAAGACAUCUGUUUUGUAUAUACUCUACUACGUACAUCACUCACGUUUCCUUAUCGUCUCGUAUGUAACAAAAUACUCUAUCUGACCUCAAUGUCUGGGGUUCCUUCUUAGGCAGGUAUUCUUUCUCAGCCACAAUACACAAAUUGAUUGAUUCAAUGAAGAAUUAAACUUUUUUUUUGUUACAAUUAAUAUAAAAAAACUUGUGUUUCAAAUUGAGCCUCAUAGUGUUAUUUGUUUUCUUUUGUUUUUCGUUUCUACAUAGAAGGCCAGUUGUCUUAAAGAGUUGCCUUGUAUUAUGCCCAAAUUCUUUAUUCUAAUAUUUGUACAUAGUUUUAUAUGUUUAAUACUUUAUAUUAACACUUAUUAUUGUAUAUUUCUUAUUUUUGUAUUGAAAGAAAACCAUACUUUUCAGAAACAAUCAUAGGUAUAUUCAUACCUUAUUGUUACAUUGAGAUCCACUAGCCAAAUAUAGCUAAUCUGAGCACCUUCAGCUAGAGAAUAAAACACAAAAGUAGAGAUUAUUUAAAGAAAAAUUAUCUUUAACAACAAUGGAUAUUAUUGGUUAUCUUUAGUAAUAAAAAAUAAAAUGUAAUUGUUUGCUUUCACAGUAUUAUUUAUUAUAAACAAUUCAACAUUUGUAAACAGACCGAUAGGCACCUCAAACCGACCUCCAACCACAAAUAGUUCAUAUAGAUAAGUUAUGUUAUUUUAAAAUGAUAUAAUCUUAGUUUAGUUCAAUACAUUAUUCUGGUUUGUGUGAGGAACACCUCUGAUAUUAUGAUAACAACAGGUACAAGAUGCUUUAAAAUGUGUUAGGACUGAUGUAAUAUUGAAUUUGAGGUUCCAUAUUUCCUCUUACCAUGUAGGCAUGUAUUUAUAAGUAACUCUAAAAUUUGGUGUUGUGCAUUCUUGUAAACCAGCUUUGUUCCAACAAUAAAUGUAGUAACAAAUAAGUGACAGUACUUUGUAUUGCACAAUAACAAUCAAAACUUUAAUUUAUUGUAGACAAUUACAAGUAAACAUAAUGACGGUUAAGAAAAUUAUUGUACAAUGAACUCGGUUAAUCCAAACAGAAAUUUUUUCAGAGUGUCAUCUAAACAGGAUUCUUCUGUACUAAAGUCAGUUAAAUAUUUAACUUCAAUAUGUUUGCAAUAUGGUUCUGAUUUUUGUGACAAAUCAGUUUUAUUGUUAUCAGUUAACUGAUAAAUACAAAUGUAAUGGUUAAAGUGAACAUUUUUAGAGGAGUUUUGAUUUGUACAUGUAUUUGUAUAAGCACAAGGUCUGAAACCUGAGUAUAUUUCAAGAUAUCUAAUUUUUAUUUUAAAUUUUCAAUAGAUCCAAUUUUUGUAUUGUGGUUGAAUUUGAAACAUUAUUAGUUGGUGAUAGAUUUAAGAUAAGAUGUAAAUUAGUAAAAUUCAAUUCGGCAACAUCAUCAAAUAUUGAUGCCCAAUAUUUGGGUUGUAACAAUAUCUCUUUGCAACCAAGACUGAAUCCUUUACUUGUUUACUUUUAUAUUUUUAUACUAUAAUAAGUUUGUUAACUUAAUUUUUGGAUUUAAAUUUUUAUAACAUUUUAUAUUUUAUUAUCUAAUUUUUAUUAGUUUAAUUACAUUGUUUAUGUUAAACACCUUUAACAAACUUCUAUUAGUUAUUACAUCAAUUUUUUAGCCUGUAUCAGGUAAUUUUAUGAAUGGUAAAAUUAUUUACCAGGAAACAGGUACUUAAUAUGUUUUAUUUUGGAUUUUUCUAUGUUUCAUAGAUUUGAAAAGAUCUUACUGUUAACUCUUGUAUUACACAGUAUUGUUUUAGUAAAUAAUAGAAAUUAGAUGUGUUAGAAUGAUGUUUGAAUUCUGUUAUAUGCUCCCAAUCUUGUCUUUAUACUAACUAAGUAUAGUUUUCUAGCUGUAUGUAACUAAUAUAAGGUAUUAUUGAACUUAGCUGUUAGCCCAGAUCUUGUGGACAUCCACUGUUCAUGCAGUAUAUGUCACAUGCAUCAUGUCUACUGACUUGAUAGCAUGGAAAUAUGAGAACAAACACUGCUC